AUGAUUAUCACUCGCAACGUGUCUCGCCUCGCUUCCAAGGCUAACCGUGUUGUUCGCCAGAACAACGCCUUCCUUGCCCGCGCCGCCGCUGCCUCUGCUGCCCGCCAGUACGCUACCGAGGCUGCUGCCAAGGCCAUCGCUGCCGGCAAGAUCAGACAGGUUAUCGGUGCCGUCGUCGAUGUCCAGUUCGAGCAGGACAGCCUUCCCCCCAUCCUCAACGCCCUUGAGGUCCAGAACAGCAGCUCCCGCCUUGUUCUUGAGGUCUCUCAGCACCUUGGUGAGAACACCGUCCGUACCAUUGCCAUGGACGGUACUGAGGGUCUCGUCCGCGGCCAGCCCGUCAGCGACACCGGCUACCCCAUCCGUGUCCCCGUCGGUCCCGAGUGCCUCGGCCGUAUCAUGAACGUCAUUGGUGAGCCCGUCGACGAGCGCGGCCCCAUUGAGGCCAAGAAGGUUGCUUCGAUCCACGCUGCUCCCCCAGAGUUCAUUGACCAGUCGACCGCCCCCGAGGUUCUGGAGACUGGUAUCAAGGUCGUCGAUCUGCUUGCCCCCUAUGCCCGUGGUGGUAAGAUCGGUCUCUUCGGCGGUGCCGGUGUCGGUAAGACUGUGUUCAUCCAGGAGCUGAUCAACAACGUCGCCAAGGCCCACGGUGGUUACUCCGUCUUUGCUGGUGUCGGUGAGCGCACCCGUGAGGGUAACGAUCUGUACCACGAGAUGAUUGCCACUGGUGUCAUCAAGCUCGACGGUGCCUCGAAGGCUGCCCUCGUCUACGGCCAGAUGAACGAGCCCCCAGGUGCCCGUGCCCGUGUUGCUCUGACCGGUCUCACUGUUGCUGAGUACUUCCGUGACGAGGAGGGCCAGGACGUGCUCCUCUUCAUUGACAACAUUUUCCGUUUCACCCAGGCCGGUUCCGAGGUGUCUGCCCUGCUCGGCCGUAUUCCCUCGGCUGUCGGUUACCAGCCCACCCUCGCCACUGACAUGGGUGUGAUGCAGGAGCGCAUUACCACCACCAAGAAGGGCUCGAUUACCUCGGUGCAGGCUAUUUACGUGCCGGCUGAUGAUCUUACCGAUCCCGCCCCCGCCACCACCUUCGCCCAUCUGGACGCCACCACUGUGCUGUCGCGUUCCAUCUCCGAGCUGGGUAUCUACCCCGCUGUCGACCCGCUCGACUCCAAGUCGCGCAUGCUCGACCCGCGUAUCGUCGGUGAGGAGCACUACAACAUCGCCACCGGUGUCCAGCGCAUCCUGCAGUCGUACAACUCACCUGUCGAGCGCGCCCGUAAGAUCCAGCGUUUCAUGUCGCAGCCGUUCUCGGUCGCCACUGUCUUCACUGGCUUCGAGGGCAAGCUCGUCUCGCUCAAGGACACCGUCCGCUCGUUCAGGGAGAUCCUUGACGGCAAGCACGAUGCCCUCCCCGAGUCCGCCUUCUACAUGGCUGGUGACAUCGAUGAUGUCGUCCGCAAGGCCGCCGACAUUGCCCGCGAGAUGGCUGCCAGCGGUGCCAACUAAGUUUUCCUGUCGUGUUUAAACUGAGUUGUCUUUUCUGUUUUCCUCCCUUUCUUUAUCAAACGAGUCUUUUCUCCAAACAAAGUCGCCAAUAUCCCAGACUGCUGGGC
Linderina pennispora is the source of this 1616-nucleotide messenger RNA. RefSeq names its product ATP synthase subunit beta, mitochondrial. The coding region runs from base 1 to 1509 and encodes 502 amino acids. Gene Ontology annotation, molecular function: ATP binding; proton-transporting ATP synthase activity, rotational mechanism; ATP hydrolysis activity. The transcript is spliced from 3 exons. The record is from RefSeq and is a predicted model, not a curated record. Gene Ontology annotation, biological process: proton motive force-driven mitochondrial ATP synthesis; proton transmembrane transport. NCBI's taxonomy places the organism in Eukaryota, Fungi, Kickxellomycota, Kickxellomycetes, Kickxellales, Kickxellaceae.